GUUAUUUAUUUGACAGAACUGAGGCAUUGUGGAAGAAGCAACUCAAAGGUGCUAAAAUACCGUGUGUUGAGAAGUAAGGCUGAAUUUCCAGAGGAAAGAGACCAUGAACUGCAUCCCUCCGGCUGUGUGUUUGAUUCUGUCACGUGACAGAAUCAAAGCGUCUCCUUUGGACUACAAUUCCCAGCGUUCAUAGCGCAUCAGAACACGGAAGCGCCGCCGUCGUUCAUCGUGAAAGUGCUGCUGCUGUUGAAAAUGUGGUGUUGGCGUGUGUGAGAGAGACAUGGUGCCUGAACAUGGGAAGCAGCAAAAACGCUCGUCGCAGCCGUCUAAUACUGAGGGCGACGUGGACGGAUCAUUCGUGUUUGAAGCCCAAGAGGCCUGGAAGGACUUCCACAACUCGCUCCGACAGUUUUAUGAGAACGGAGAACUCUGUGACGUCACUCUGAAGGUUGGAAACAGACUCAUACCAUGUCACAAACUAGUUCUGGCCUGCGUUGUUCCAUACUUCCGUGCCAUGUUCCUCUCAGACAUGGCCGAGGCCAAACAGGACCUGAUUGAGAUACGGGAUUUCGACGCUGACGCCAUCCAGGACCUGGUGGGUUUCGCCUACUCCUCUCGACUGACGCUGACGGUGGAUAACGUUCAGCCGUUGCUGUACGCGGCGUGUAUCCUGCAGGUGGAGCUGAUUGCCCGUGCCUGCUGUGAGUACAUGAAGGCUCAUUUCCACCCCUCCAACUGUCUGGCCGUCCGCACGUUUGCAGAGAGUCAUAACAGGGUGGACCUGAUGGACAUGGCCGACCGUUACGCCUGUGAGCAUUUCAGCGAAGUGGUGGAGUGUGAGGAUUUCAUCUGCGUUUCACCACAGCACCUGAAAACCCUGCUGGCCUCCAGUGACCUCAACAUUCAGUCUGAGUCUCAAGUGUACAACGCUGCAAUCAAAUGGCUGAAAGCAAAUCUGAAACACCACGACGUCUGGCUGGAUCAGAUCAUGUCUCAGGUGCGUCUUCCUCUGCUGCCGGUGGAUUUCCUUACAGCCACUGUUGCCAAAGAGGAAAUAAUCAAGGCCAAUCUGAACUGCAGAGAUCUUUUGGAUGAGGCUCGCAACUAUCAUUUGCACCUUAGUAACAAGAGCGUUCCUGACUUUGAGUAUUCUGUCCGUACGACACCCCGCAAACACACCGCAGGUGUGUUGUUCUGUGUUGGGGGAAGGGGCGGUUCCGGUGACCCGUUCCGCAGUAUCGAGUGUUACUCCAUCAGUAAAAACAGCUGGUUCUUCGGGCCUGAAAUGAACAGCAGACGGAGACAUGUGGGAGUGAUUUCAGUGACAGGGAAAGUUUAUGCUGUUGGCGGCCAUGACGGCAAUGAGCACCUCGGGAACAUGGAGAUGUUUGAUCCACACACCAACAAGUGGAUGAUGAAAGCGUCCAUGAACACAAAACGGAGGGGGAUUGCGCUGGCCGCUCUCGGCGGUCCAAUCUACGCCAUCGGUGGUCUGGAUGAUAACUCCUGCUUCAGUGAUGUGGAGCGCUAUGACAUUGAGUCGGACCGCUGGAGCGCCGUCGCCCCUAUGAACACGCCCAGAGGAGGCGUCGGGUCUGUGGCGCUCGGGGGUUAUGUGUAUGCGGUCGGGGGAAAUGACGGCGUUGCAUCACUGUCCAGCGUGGAACGGUUCGACCCUCAUCUAAACAAAUGGACAGAUGUGCGAGAAAUGGGGCAGCGGCGCGCUGGAAACGGUGUCAGUGAGCUCAACGGAUGCCUCUACGUUGUUGGUGGUUUUGACGAUAAUUCUCCACUGAGCUCAGUCGAGCGCUUCGACCCCAGGAUGAACUGCUGGGAGUAUGUGGCAGAGUUGACCACACCGAGGGGCGGAGUCGGCGUUGCCACUGUGAUGGGGCGUGUCUUUGCAGUAGGAGGGCACAAUGGAAACAUCUACCUGAACACGGUGGAGGCCUUCGAGCCCCGGAUGAACAGAUGGGAGCUGGUCGGCUCCGUGUCUCACUGUCGGGCCGGUGCAGGAGUCGCAGUCUGUUCCACUCACAUCAGUCAGAUUCGGGACGUCGGCCAGGGCUCCAGUAACGUUGCCGACUGCAUGUAGCCACACCCUCAUAGUCUGACACACUCCAAACACCCACGUUCAGCUUUACCGUGGCUCUGAAAUCAGCUUUCUGGUUUCAUGACAAGAGAUGUUGUGUUUUUGCUUUGAUUUUGUGUCAGUGGAAAGUGUUUUUUCCUUCUUUUCUCCAGUGGUGAGAUCAUGUGAUCACUGUAUCUGAUGUUUGUGCUGAUUUCUGCUGCAGUAUUUUCUCUCUUCUUAGACAUUAAGAAAUCAUCAGUAAACUAGACUACAGUGUUCAGACAUCAGAACUGAGGUUCAGUCCUCUGAAUAUCCAUGACAUGAAUUCAGCGAACGGCAGUUUUGCGGUUCCUCGUGUGUUUGAAAGGCAGAAUGACAUCAGAUACUUGUAAAGUUUAAAAGUCACUCUUUUGUGACUUCAGGACCCAAAGAACGAUCAAAAAGAGAUUGUUCUGUAGUGCGUGCGUACAAUCACAGACACGAUCAGGACGAAAUGAGAGAUUUGUGAGCGCUAGCAGAACAUGUGUGAUAGUGACACUUGUGUUGUGAUGCUCGUCUCAUUUAUAACUUCUGAACCCUGAAUAAGAUCCAGACUGGUUUCAGGUUUAGGUUUGGGUCGAACAGUUAUACGUGAUAAAGACUUGAGCUUUUCACUUCCAAAUGUGAAGCUGGACGGAAAGCCGAGAAGCUCAGAGAUGCGUUCAGAUGUUACCGUUGUGUAUUACAAAUGUAAAGCUUUUUCUGGCUCGGUUUUAUUGCGUUCGCCGUUAUACAUGAUUUAGUUCGGCGUGAAAGCAAUGUUUGCAUUUGAAACAGAUCAGUUAUCCAGUGAGGACACACAUUGAGGUUUUUAUAUAUGUAGAAAUGUUUUGUGUUUUUGUGACGAGUCUUAUUUGAAAAUGAUUUAUAAAUGAAAUAUGAAAUAUUUAUUUUGUCUAAUGCAUCUCUCCCCACCUUACAUUUUGGAAAACAUUUGAGUUCAUGUUUUCUCUCAGUACUUGUUGUUUGGACACUGAUGUGUCCAGUGGCAUAAGAAACAUCUGAUUAUAUUUAAGAACUGCUGUUAAAAUGUUGAUAUUGUUCAAAUGUUUUACAUUAUACUGGUGUCACAGAUGUUUAACAUGUGUAACUGUAACAAAUAUAAUAUUCAUGCAGUGGUUUAUGUAACAUCUGUGCAGCUCCACAGGACAGAAUAACAUUAUCAGUUGUAGCAGCGUUUCUGUACUUGCUGAUUUAAAUGCAGUGUAUUUGAUUGAAAUUUCUGUCUGAAGCAUGACACUUUAUAGCAUAUUCAACCAUGCGUACAUUUUACUGUUUUGCUCAAUAUCAUUUAUUUAUUUCAUUCAGUUUUUCCUUUGUGACUUUCUUUUGUCUUUGUAACAAUUGAAUAAAACAGAAAAACAAAGUC
Ctenopharyngodon idella (grass carp) is the source of this 3482-nucleotide messenger RNA. RefSeq names its product kelch-like family member 8 (gene klhl8). Gene Ontology annotation, molecular function: protein binding. The record is from RefSeq and is a predicted model, not a curated record. Lineage: Eukaryota; Metazoa; Chordata; Actinopteri; Cypriniformes; Xenocyprididae. The coding region runs from base 281 to 2095 and encodes 604 amino acids. The transcript is spliced from 10 exons.